AGGCAGGGGAGCCGGAUGAUGGUGGUGUCUCCCGACUCCCUUUCCAAUGUGUGUCAAGGGAUCUGUCGAGGACGCCAGUCAGGUGGUUGCGUAAACAACACCUCCACCUCCCCCCACCCCUUUACCAUCCUCCACCCCCGUUCCAGGAGAGAGUGCUGGAGCCGGCGGAGAAGCCCCGCCUUCGACACACACACACAUACACACGCGCGCGCGCGCCGCUGCGUGUCUAUUGUGAAGCUUUGUGCGGGGGAAGCUCCGCGUUUUCUCUCCUUCGCAGUUUCUCUCUACCGGCCCCUUCUCCCCCCCCCGCCCCCACUCUCUCUCACGGAUCAUCCCUGUCUCCUUCUCCCCCCCCCCCGAAUUCUCACGAGCGCCUGUCCGCGAGGGGGGCGGCUAUUGAGAGUUCGAACUUCAAACCCAAACGGACCCGGUUGGCACGAGCCCAACAGACACAGAAAGGGGAGGGGCUGAGCGGCGGCGGCUGUGUGAAGAUGUGAAGAGAAGGACGGUGCUGCUGGCUAUUGCUGUGAGAACGGGCAGAGAGAGACGAUGUGACCAUUUCCUGGCCAGAGAUGAGACACAAGUGAUUGCAGUGUAUGCUUUCCUAUAAUGAAGCAGUACCUGUUUAUGCACAGAAGACUAUUUUGAGAGUGUAAAAUCAAACACCCCCUGGAGUGUUAUUGGUAGAAGACAACUGAAAAGCAAAAGAUUCUAAGUGAACAUCAUAUACAAUUUCUUGCUAAAAGAUUGAGGUCUGGAAGGGAGGGGUGAUUGUUCUUUCGGCUGAGGAUUACAUUAAUGAAAAUUUUGAAUUACACGUGUCUGAAAUUUGUGGACAUUGGCUGCAGCUGUGCAGGUGUGCUGUGUCAUCGAUAUCUCAGGAUGCCACUGGUAAAAAGAAACAUAGACCCUAGGUAUCUUUGUCAUACGGCACUACCACGAGGCAUCAAGAAUGAACUGGAAUGUGUUACAAAUAUUUCCUUGGCAAAUAUAAUCAGACAACUAAGCAGUCUAAGUAAAUAUGCAGAAGAUAUAUUUGGUGAGCUUUUCAACGAGGCACACAGUUUUUCUUUCCGAGUGAACUCUUUGCAAGAACGUGUGGACCGUUUAUCUAUCAGUGUUACACAGCUUGAUCCAAAAGAAGAAGAACUUUCACUGCAAGAUAUAACAAUGAGAAAAGCUUUCCGAAGUUCCACAACUCAAGAUCAGCAGCUUUUUGACCGCAAGAGUCUGCCCAUUCCUUUGCAAGAGACUUAUGACACAUGUGAACAGCCUCCUCCACUCAACAUACUUACCCCUUACAGAGAUGAUGGAAAAGAGGGUUUGAAGUUUUACACCAAUCCUUCCUAUUUCUUUGAUCUAUGGAAAGAAAAGAUGUUACAAGACACAGAAGACAAAAGAAAGGAGAAAAGAAAGCAAAAGCAGAAGAAUCUAGAUCGUCCUCAUGAACCGGAAAAAGUGCCGCGGGCUCCUCAUGACAGGCGCAGAGAGUGGCAGAAGUUAGCCCUGGGUCCAGAGCUUGCUGAAGAUGACGCCAGUCUCUUACAUAAGCACAUUGAAAUUGCUAAUGGCCCUGCGUCACAUUUUGACACGAGACCUCAGGCAUAUGUGGAACACGUGGAUGGACCCUAUUCUCUUUCUGCAUUGCCAUACAGCCAGAUGACUGAAUUGCUGAGUAGAGCAGAGGAACGUGUCUUAGUCAGGCCACAUGAGCCUCCCCCACCUCCACCAAUGCAUGGAGCAGGAGAUGUGAAACCCAUUCCGCCCUGUGUCAGCUCUACCACAGGUUUGACUGAAAAUCGUCCUCAGUCACCUGCUACUGGCAGAACACCAGUGUUUGUGAGUCCUACUCCUCCUCCACCACCACCACCCCUUCCAUCCGCCUUGUCAACUUCUUCAUUAAGAUCUGCAAUGACUUCCACUCCACCACCUCCAGUGCCGCCGCCUCCACCCCCUCCAACAGCUGUUUUGCAAGCUCCAGCUGUGCCUCCGCCCCCAGCUCCUCUCCAGAUUGCUCCUGGAGUGCUUCACCCUGCUCCUCCUCCAAUUGCACCUCCUUUGGCACAACCCUCUCCUCCCGUCACCAGAGCGGCCCAAGUCUGUGAAGCCAUUCCAGUUCCACAGGGCGAAAUGCAAGGACUUCCUCCACCACCUCCUCCUCCUCCAUUGCCACCUCCUGGCAUCCGACCCUCAUCACCUGUUACAGCACUCUCCCACACUCCCACAUCUGUUGCCCCUGGGGCUCACCUUCCAAUAAUGCCUCCAUCACCACCUUCACAAGUCACUCCUGCUCCUGAACCCAAGCGUCACCCAUCAACACUACCUGUCAUCAGCGAUGCCAGAAGUGUCCUUCUGGAAGCAAUACGAAAAGGUAUUCAGUUACGAAAAGUUGAAGAGCAACGUGAACAAGAAGCUAAACACGAGCGUGUUGAGAAUGAUGUUGCCACCAUCUUGUCUCGUCGCAUUGCUGUGGAAUACAGUGAUUCAGAAGAUGACUCAGAGUUUGAUGAAGUUGACUGGUUGGAGUAGAAUGGAUAUAUGCUACUAAACUGAAUGCUGAUGUCCAUUGUGGUGCUUGUUCUUUAAAACUGUUUGGUCAUUUCUAGUGUUUUUGUAUUUUCUUUAUAUAAUCCAUGUUUUUCUACUUUUCAGUUCACAAAAUGUUGGCACAUCUUUGAAACUAAAUGUUUUACAGUGAUACAGCUCUUUAAAAGAGUGUAAUUUUGUUCCAGUAGACCACUAAGUAUUAAGCAUGGGCAGCUGUUGGUAGAGUAGCAGAUUUAAAUUUUCUGGCAUAUCUUUAACUGUGCACUUUGUGAAUUUUAAGUUAUGAAGGCAGAAGCUUCCAGGAGAGUUGUACGUAGUAAUGAUCAUUACUACACUGUUAACAGUUUAAAAACAAAGAAGGGUGUAAUCCAUAAAGUGCUGCAAUUCCCAGGUACUUCAUAGGGAUUUGAGCAGGAGAAGAACUUGGGGGUUUGCACCCUAGUUAUUACUGCCUUGAUUAAAUCUGUACAUUACAAGGUACAUGUAGUUCUAGCAGCACUGGACACACUGAAAGAAAAACAAAUAAUGAUCUUUGGGGGUUUUAUUGUUGUUUUUAAUUAAAAAUUAUGGCCUUAUUUGAAUGUUUUAAGAUUUCCUUUACUGGUACCUAUUGUGUGAUACUAUUUUGCCUGCUUGAGAGUUUGACCCUCCUCCCCCACCUUGUGAAAUCUUCUGACUUAGCCAUUCUAUGUAACUUAUGUAACUGUUAGAAAUAACAGUUUGAUUUAAAUAAAUGGUUUGUUUUAAA
This is a messenger RNA of Podarcis raffonei (Aeolian wall lizard), 3295 nucleotides long. It is a transcript of the gene WASF1, whose product is annotated as WASP family member 1. Gene Ontology annotation, biological process: positive regulation of Arp2/3 complex-mediated actin nucleation; actin cytoskeleton organization. NCBI's taxonomy places the organism in Eukaryota, Metazoa, Chordata, Lepidosauria, Squamata, Lacertidae. The transcript has 12 exons. The coding region runs from base 799 to 2529 and encodes 576 amino acids. Gene Ontology annotation, molecular function: actin binding; Arp2/3 complex binding; protein kinase A regulatory subunit binding. Gene Ontology annotation, cellular component: SCAR complex; lamellipodium; cytoskeleton. The record is from RefSeq and is a predicted model, not a curated record.